UCACAACAAAGCUUCGAAACCAACCACUAAUUUCUCACCAACAAACAAAGCCGCAUAUUCCAAUCACAACCUCAACCGUCCAUUCCUAAUCCAAUGGCCCACAAUCAAACUACAGUCUAUUAACUAUUAACUCCCCAACUUCACUCUCACCGCGCCAGAUCCCAAUCCCACCACCAUGGCUUCCAUACCUCUCACCACCGCCACCACUCCAACCACCCUCCCAUACCUCCGCCUCCGUUCAUCUCCGCCACUUCGCCGACUCCAAAUCAACAACACUUUCAAAUCUCUCAAAUCAGUUCAUCACUCUUCCAUUUCGUCUUUCUCACCCCUCCCACUCUCUAACCUCAUCUCGAAACGCCACACUCUCACUGUUAAGGCUUCAUCAGCUUCCGUCACACCAGCUCCAGCUCCGGCUCCGGCUCCGGCUCAGCCAUGGCAAGGAGCCGCGAUAAAACCUCUCUUAGCAUCUAUAGCUACCGGAGUUAUACUCUGGUUCGUUCCCACUCCCGAAGGUGUAUCCCGAAACGCGUGGCAACUACUCGCGAUUUUCUUAGGAACUAUCGUCGGAAUCAUCACACAGCCGUUACCUCUCGGUGCCGUUGCCAUUUUGGGAUUAGGAGUUUCGGUUCUCACCAAAACCCUACCCUUCGUUGCUGCAUUCUCCGGUUUCGGUGAUCCAAUCCCAUGGCUGAUUUGUCUUGCGUUCUUCUUUGCUAAGGGUUUUAUCAAAACCGGACUAGGUAACCGUGUCGCUUAUCAGUUCGUUUCGCUUUUCGGUAGUUCUUCGUUAGGGUUAGGUUAUAGUUUGGUUUUCAGUGAAGCUUUAUUGGCUCCGGCGAUUCCUUCGGUUUCGGCGAGGGCUGGUGGAAUUUUUCUUCCAUUGGUUAAGUCUCUCUGUGUUGCUUGUGGAAGUAAUGUUGGUGAUGGGACGGAGAACAAGCUUGGGUCGUGGUUGAUGCUUACUUGUUUUCAGACUUCGUGUAUUUCGUCGGCGAUGUUUUUGACUGCAAUGGCGGCGAAUCCGUUAUGUGCUACUCUUACUUUGAAUUCGAUUAACCAGACAAUUGGGUGGUUGGAUUGGGCUAAAGCUGCUAUUGUGCCGGGUUUGGUGUCGUUGGUUUUGGUGCCGUUGAUUUUGUAUAUUAUAUAUCCUCCUACCAUGAAAUCUAGUCCUGAUGCACCCAAGCUUGCUAGGGAAAGGUUGGCGAAAAUGGGGCCAAUGUCGGGCAAUGAGAAAAUCAUGACUGCUACUCUAUUUCUUACGGUGGGACUUUGGGUUUUUGGAGGGCUUCUUAAUAUAGAUGCCGUAACUGCUGCUAUUCUUGGAUUAGCUGUGCUCCUCAUCACAGGGGUUGUAACAUGGAAAGAGUGCUUAGCCGAGGGUGUUGCCUGGGAUACUCUCACGUGGUUUGCUGCCCUCAUUGCAAUGGCCGGGUAUUUGAACAAAUAUGGUCUCAUCUCUUGGUUCAGUCAAACUGUAGUCAAGUUUGUUGGUGGAUUGGGUCUGUCGUGGCAACUAUCUUUUGGUAUUCUGGUUCUCCUAUAUUUCUACUCCCAUUACUUCUUUGCCAGUGGAGCUGCUCAUAUUGGUGCCAUGUUUACUGCAUUUUUGUCUGUUGCUACUGCUCUGGGGACUCCACCAUUCUUCGGAGCCAUGGUGUUGUCUUUCCUCUCCAACCUUAUGGGUGGCCUUACUCAUUAUGGGAUUGGGUCAGCUCCAGUGUUUUUCGGUGCCAACUAUGUCCCACUUGCCCAAUGGUGGGGUUACGGCUUUGUUAUUAGUAUUGUUAACAUUAUAAUCUGGCUUGGACUCGGUUCUAUUUGGUGGAAAGCCAUUGGCUUGUGGUAAGGGGUCUGAUAUAGAGUUUUGCCAAUACAGGUUAAGAUUUUUUCAUACAUCCAUGUACGCAUUCUUGUUAUUAUCAGCAAUUGAAGCAAAUUGCUAAUUUUUAACCGAUGCUUUCUAGAAAUAAUCUUGAGAAGGUUUUGUUGUAGAAUUAGACGGGAGCCUGGAUACCAAUGAUCGAGUUAGAUCUUGGGUAUACCAGUUACAUUAUUAUAUGAGAUGUAAACACAUCAAAUUAUUCAGGUUAUAUUGUCAUGACUGACAUGCUUCCAAUA
Vicia villosa (hairy vetch) is the source of this 2121-nucleotide messenger RNA. Its product is annotated as dicarboxylate transporter 1, chloroplastic-like. The coding region runs from base 176 to 1849 and encodes 557 amino acids. The record is from RefSeq and is a predicted model, not a curated record. Lineage: Eukaryota; Viridiplantae; Streptophyta; Magnoliopsida; Fabales; Fabaceae. Gene Ontology annotation, cellular component: membrane. Gene Ontology annotation, biological process: transmembrane transport. The transcript is spliced from 3 exons. Gene Ontology annotation, molecular function: transmembrane transporter activity.